AUGAAAGAUCAGAAACACAACAGUGGUGGAGGUGACUCUUCCACAUUCCUGAUUCAUAACGGAAAUCCAGAUUUUGCACCACGAUCUAGAAGAAGGUCCUCCAAUAAUGGAUCUAGACCAAUGAGAAGAAAUGGUAGACUUGCUAAUAUCGAAGCAUCUUCUUUCAAAGCCAACAAUUUUGAUAUCAACGAAGAUGAGGAAUUCAAACUUGCUGCACCAUCACAAACCUUUGGGAAGCAAUACGUGUAUGGUGUUGAUUUUUUGCUAUCACUCAGAAAAUCCGAGUUGAUUGUUAAAUGGGAAGAUGUUCCAGAUAAUGACUUCUGGAGAAAAUAUUCUAAUGCCCAGCCAACUGGCAAAAAGAGAAGUGAUUACAACAAUAGUAGCAACAGUAAUAAUAACAAUUUUUCCAACCCAGACAGUCAAGGAUCAACUGGCGAGAUGGGAUCCUUUUCCAUAAAGCCAACGAAAGGUGAUAGAUUCGCAAAUAGUAGGCCUAAGAAAACUGGCCAUAAAAACUCUGGUGGGUUUUUUGAAUUCGAUGAAGGUGAGGAAGAACCUGAAUGGUUGGUUGAUAAUGACACCAGUUUGGAGGAAGAACGAGCAUCAGGUAUACACCAAAUUGGAAAGACGGUUCAAGAUUUUGAGAAGUGGAAACUAAAAAUGAAAUUGCAAGAAAAGAAGAAGAAUGGUGUUAUAGGAGCCGAUGAGGAAGCCCGAUUAGAUGCGAUUAUCAAUAAUAGAGAUUUCCCAGUUCCUGCCACCGAUGCCAAAGUUGUUGGAAGUGGCGCUGGUGGAUUCUUUACCUUCGGGGCCAGUGAUCCUCAACAAGAUUCUUUACUUAAUACAAGUAUUGAGGACUCUAAACCAUUGGAGGAUCAUCAUGAUUUAGAAGCUCUGGGAAGCUCCAAGUUCUCAUCUUUCUUUAAGCCUCCUCCAGCUUCAUCUGCCGUUCCAGUUUCUCAAUUUACAUCAUCACCAUCACCAUCAUCAUCUUCAUCUUCAUCAUCAGUGACAACGACAACAACAUCAACAAACCCAGCUGCCGACCAAGCUGCUGGUUCAAGAAUCUUGUCAAUGUUGGGUAAGCCAUCACCUCAAACUCGGUCGGCAUCUCAACUUCCUGCAACUCCAAAUGUCCCAGAAGCUAAAUCUACCUCAAACGACAUGUUCUUCAUGACCUUGCUUAACAAAAAUGGUCCUUCAUCAUCAUCUAAGGAACCUGGACCAAUUACUCAACAGCAACAACCGGGCCCAAAAUCUAACAUUAUGGCAUUGUUUGAAAAGGCCUCCACUGGUAAUCAAUCGUCUCCAUUAGUAUCUUCACAACAAUCAUUUCCAAUCAGUCAAUCCCCACAACAGGGACGUUCCCAAGUAGCAACCCCAUUGUCAAGUCAGUCUCCGUUAGUUAAAAAUCAAACUAUUCAACAACAGCAACAUCAACAACAACAACAACAACAACAACAACAAAACCAAAUACAACAACAGCAAAAUCAAAUACAACAACAGUACCAAAAAUCUGGACCUCAACAAUCUUCUAAUCAACAGCAAGAAAAACAACAACAAAGCCUUCCAGGUCCCCAAGGUCCUCCACCUCCAGGAAUACCAAGUCAACAAUAUGGUCCUCCUCAAGGAUUCCCUCCAGGCUUUCCGCCAAUUAAUCACAUUCAACAACUACCACCAGGAAUAAAUCCUGGUCAAUAUGGUCCUCCACCUCCUCACAUGCAACAACCAAUGGCUGGUGUUCCUCCUCCAGGAUUUCUCAAUCAACUACCUCCAUGGUUGGCAAAUGGCAACAACAGUUCUGAAAAUGGUGGACGUCCAAUCCCAAUUCCACCUAACGGUCAGUUCAUGAUGAGCCCAAACCAACAGCAACAACAACAACCUCAAAAACGUGGCGGUCCAAUGAAUUCUGGGGCUUAUCCAAUGUUUGUAGGGCCAGGUAGACCAAUGCCUCCUCCUGGUGUGAUGCAUCCGGGAAUGGUGCCUCCACAUUUGCAACAGCAUCACCCACGUCUUCACCCUCAACAACAGUCACAACAACCACAACGCGGUGGCCCAGUCCCACCAAAUCUCUUUGGCGGUGCUCUUCAAAGUUGA
Molecule: messenger RNA, 2100 nt
Organism: Saccharomycopsis crataegensis
Lineage: Eukaryota; Fungi; Ascomycota; Saccharomycetes; Ascoideales; Saccharomycopsidaceae
Gene: EAP1
Product: Eap1p
Exons: 1
Coding region: 1-2100 (699 amino acids)
Source: RefSeq, a predicted model, not a curated record